Messenger RNA from Contarinia nasturtii (swede midge), 621 nucleotides. It is a transcript of the gene RpL27, whose product is annotated as 60S ribosomal protein L27. Gene Ontology annotation, biological process: translation. The transcript has 3 exons. Gene Ontology annotation, molecular function: structural constituent of ribosome. Gene Ontology annotation, cellular component: cytosolic large ribosomal subunit; ribosome. The coding region runs from base 140 to 547 and encodes 135 amino acids. The record is from RefSeq and is a predicted model, not a curated record. NCBI's taxonomy places the organism in Eukaryota, Metazoa, Arthropoda, Insecta, Diptera, Cecidomyiidae.
ACAUAUAAAGUACAAUCAGCGCCGCCAAACAAUCAGCACACAUACUAAUGGACAGAAAAAACAAACUAAAUUGCUGCUAGUGUGUUCAAUUUCAUGGUUUCCCUCUUUUCCGGUCAGGCAAUACGACCAUAGCAGAAAUAUGCGUAAAAUAAUGAAAUCUGGUAAAGUCGUAAUCGUCCUCUGUGGACGUUACGCCGGCCGCAAGGCUGUUGUCGUGAAAACUUUUGAUGAUGGAACAUCCGAUAAACAAUUUGGACACGCACUAGUUGCUGGUAUCGAUCGCUAUCCACGUAAAGUGACGAAGAAAAUGGGAAAGGCAAAAUUGAAGAAGAAGUCGAAAAUCAAGCCAUUCUUGAAGUUGUUGAACUAUAACCACGUUAUGCCAACAAGAUACAGUGUAUCGGAUAUUCCAUUUGACAAGGUGACAGUGAAGGAUCUGAAAGACCCAGUCAAGCGCAAGACACAUCGCUUCCAAACCCGUGUUAAAUUCGAAGAAAAAUACAAGGCUGGCAAAAACAAAUGGUUCUUCACCAAAUUGCGGUUCUAAUCGAAAUGAAUGAAAUACUUUUUUACCAGUGUAAAAAAUCAACCGCAUCAAUAAAAUGAUAAACUGUGAAACUA